Umbelopsis ramanniana AG is the source of this 2601-nucleotide messenger RNA. RefSeq lists its product as uncharacterized. The record is from RefSeq and is a predicted model, not a curated record. Gene Ontology annotation, molecular function: chromatin binding. The coding region runs from base 27 to 2393 and encodes 788 amino acids. Gene Ontology annotation, biological process: DNA replication initiation. Lineage: Eukaryota; Fungi; Mucoromycota; Umbelopsidomycetes; Umbelopsidales; Umbelopsidaceae. The transcript has 13 exons. Gene Ontology annotation, cellular component: nucleolus.
CUAACUAUCCAACUAUUGCCAUCCUCAUGCCAGCAAAAAAGGGUUCAACGGCAAGAAAGCCAUCCAUAAAGGCUAAAAGUGGAGCGAAAUCAAAAGCUCCACCGAAAAAGAAUGCUUCUGCUUCAAAGAAGGCUCCAACUUCCGUACCCGCAAAGAAGAAAGACCCAAAGAAGUCGAAAAUACCAGAGUAUCUCGAGGUUCCUACCCUUGAGGACGAUGAUCUUGUUGUAUCUGAUGAAGACAUGCAAUUUUUCGAGGAACACGGUGACUUUACUGGCUUUUUGAAGUCCAUGGACAAGAAAGCCAUCUCGAAGAAUGAUGCAAUUGUCAAAAAGCCUGUUGCCCGAGCUCCUGCAGCAUCAGUCCCCGAGCCAGCUGAAUUGACAGCUUCAGAGGAUGAAGACUCAGAUCUUGAUGGUGACGACAAUUUACCUCCUCUCAGUAGUUCUGAGGAUGAAAUGGAGGAUGUUGAAGAUGAAGAAGACGUACCCGAAAGCGAUGAGGAUAUGGAAGAAGACGAUCGGUAUGCUGGAUCUGACGAAGAGCAAGAUUAUGAAAUGAAGCCUCGAAAGGUCUCUUCAGAAUGGACAAAGAAAGAUAAAUUUACAAAAUUGCCCAUCAAGCUACCCGGCGGAAAGUGGGAACAGGCAGCAGAAGACGAAUAUUCUGACGACGACGAAGAAAAGGAGGAGCCUGUGCCAGAGAUCGAUAGUGAGCUGUCUGAGAUCGAGAUGGAAGACCCUGUCGAAACUCUGGAGCCUAAGAAGAAAACAUUCGUGGCAAGAAAAGAGGAGCUUGCUCAAAUUGCUUCGACCAUCAUGGAAGAUCCAGAAUCCAAUAUUGGUUUAUUGAGAACCCUGAAAGCUAUUUCCGAAGAUAAGAACCCAAAGGUUGCCCAGUUGGCUCUUCUGACCCAGCUCGCCGUCUACAAGGAUAUUGUUCCAGGGUAUCGCAUUCGCCAAUUGACCGAGAAAGAGGAAGCAAUGGAAGUGUCGAGGGACGUCAAGAAAGUGCGCGCGUUUGAACAAACAUUGCUCGCCAGUUAUCAAGCGUACUUGACUGAUUUGGAACAAAUUUCAAAAAGAAAACCAGCUGAAGACUCUGAAGAUUUGGAGGAUAAGAAUGCAAUGGUUGCAACGCAAUGCAUGUGUCAGCUUUUGACCAACCUCACUCACUUCAACUUCCGCUUAAACUUGAUGACUGCUGUCAUCGCUAAAAUGAGCACUGUUCAUUGGACUAAGACUGCAGAGAUAUGCUGCAACGCCAUUAUAGAGGUGUUUAGACAUGAUGAAACUGGUGAGGCUUCACUUGAUGCUGUCAAGCUCAUCUCCCGAAUGGUCAAAUCCAAAGGCUAUCUCAUCAACGAAUCGGUUAUCAACACCUUCCUCCACUUAAGAUUGAAAGAUGAAUUGCCCCCCGUAGCUGAUAACGAUGGUGAGAACAUGAAAGGAAAGAAGCGACCAAAGUCAAAUAGACCACAUAUUUCCAAGAAGCAACGCAAGGUCAUGAAAGAGAACAAGGAGGUUGAAAAGGAAAUGAAAGAAGCCGAAGAGGUAGUCACGAAGGAAGAGAAGGAUAAGACGCACACCGAAACACUCAAGCUUGUGUUCGCUUGUUAUUUCCGUGUUCUUAAGCAUCACCAAACAUCUAAACUUCUUCCUGCAGUUCUUGAAGGACUUGCCAAGUUUGCUCACUUGAUUAGUAUCGACUUUUUCCGAGAUUUAUUGGAAGCCAUGAAGGCGGUCAUGCACAGCGGAGCGAACACUGAAGACAGUGAACAAGCACCACUUACGGCUGCAGAUACUCGCCGACGACUUCUUUGCUCUAUCACCGCCUUCCAGCUUCUUUCUGGUCAAGGUGAAGCCUUGAAUCUUGAUUUACAAGAUUUCUAUACUGAAAUCUAUCGUCUGUUGCUUCCUAUGUCACUGGAUCCUCAUAUUACCGACGCUCCCGGCGGCCAGGACACUAAUGAAAGUAAUGGUUCUGCAAGACCUACUAAAUCUGCAUUGGAGUCAGAGGCAGAAUUGUUGACCAAAGGACUUGAGCUCAUGUUCCUGAAAAAACGUCAUAUAUCCAUUCCAAGAGCUGCUGCAUUCAUCAAGCGCUUCUCCACCUCAGCACUCAAUAUGCCAGACAACGUGAUUCAACAUUAUCUCACGUUUGUAAAGAAACUUUUGACCAGAGAACCAAGGUUAGACGCUUUGGUUCAGUCUGAAGAUAAAGCUGGUAAUGGUGUGUACUUGCCUACGCUUGACGAUCCUGAACUAUGCAACCCGUUCGCUACCAGUCUCUAUGAACUAUAUUUAUAUCAGAACCAUUACGAUCCCAAUAUUCGAUCCCUUGCUAAAUCAUUGGCUGCCUUCCAACCGGUUGGCAAGAUUGUCAAGGCAUAAGCUAUUAAAAAAUUCAUCACAUUUAUGUAAAUACAAAAAGCACAUUUAGAGCCAAGCAAACAUUCUUUGUUUCAUUUUAUAUUUGUAGAAGGUAUCAUCAAAAAAGUAAAAUGCGUAUUGACACGCAACAAACCAUUGAUCUGGGUAAAGGAGAUGAGCAUGUCAAGGCUUGAAUCCCCAUAUUUCGAGCUCGACACAAUCAAAUUUG